Messenger RNA from Solanum tuberosum (potato), 1235 nucleotides. RefSeq names its product probable LRR receptor-like serine/threonine-protein kinase At3g47570. The transcript is spliced from 2 exons. The coding region runs from base 1 to 1074 and encodes 357 amino acids. The record is from RefSeq and is a predicted model, not a curated record. NCBI's taxonomy places the organism in Eukaryota, Viridiplantae, Streptophyta, Magnoliopsida, Solanales, Solanaceae. Gene Ontology annotation, biological process: protein phosphorylation. Gene Ontology annotation, molecular function: protein kinase activity; protein binding; ATP binding.
AUGAUCGGUCUUACAUCCCUAAGCCUUGACAGAAACAACUUGACAGGGAGUAUUUCUUCUGAGAUUGGUAAGCUUAAACAACUCCAAGGGUUGUAUCUAGAUAACAAUAAAUUGCAGGGACUUAUUACAGAGGCCGUAGUAUUCCUAUGUCUUUGGAAAAACACUCUUAAAAGCAUUAAUGUUUCAUUUAAUAAUUUAGAAGGUAAAAUACCGAGUGGUGGCGUGUUUGCAAAUUCCACUUUGCAAUCAUUUCUAGGGAACAAAGGUCUUUGCGGAAUGCACAUAUUGGAGAUUCCUUCUUGUGCUAUCACUAAUCCUGGAAAACAAUCAAAGUAUAAGGAGGUUGUGCUCAAAUUUGUUACUCCAGUGGUUAUUGCAUCCUUUCUUAUAUUCUUGUUGGUUUCAAUUUGGAUAAUGAAACGACAGAAGAAAGGAAAGUCUAAAGAUGUUGAAAAGGUACCAGAGAUCGGGACUCAUCAAUUAGUUUCUUAUCACGAGAUUCAACGAGCAACAAAUAAUUUUGAUGAAUCCAAUUUAAUUGGAGAGGGAAGCUCUGGCUCUGUGUACAAAGGCACAUUGUUUGGUGGAACUGCAGUGGCCAUUAAGGUUCUAUAUUUGGAAAAUGAGCAAGUAUGCAAGAGGUUUGAUACUGAAUGUGAAGUGAUGAGAAAUGUUAGACACAGAAAUCAUGUUCCAGUGAUUACUACAUGUUCUAGUGACUUUAUAAGAGCCUUUGUUCUGCAAUUUAUGCCCAAUGGAAGUCUAGAAAAUUGGCUGUACAAAGAAGAUCGCCACUUGAACCUUCAUCAAAGGGUCACUGUAAUGCUUGAUGCAGCUAUGGCAGUUGAAUAUCUACAUCAUGGUCAUGUCACUCCAAUAGUUCAUUGCGACCUAAAGCUAGCCAACAUUCUUUUGGAUGAAGAUAUGGUGGCUCAUGUUGGUGAUUUUGGAAUCUCUAAAAUUUUAGCCAUAAGCAAGUUCAUGGCUUAUACCGAGACAUUGGGCACUCUUGGAUACAUUGCACCAGAUAUAAAAAAAUCUACUCUCUUUGAUUUUCUCUUAUAUCAUAAUUAAGCCUCUCCAAAUUCUAGAAGUAAAAAAAACAAGUUUUCAUUUAUGCAGAAUUAUUGUUGUAUUUCAAUUGAGUAACUUUUCUUCAAUCCUUUUCUAAGAAUAUGGCUCGGAGGGAAUAGUGUCUGCUAGUGGUGAUGUUUAUAGCUAUGGAUGGCAUCAUG